Enterobius vermicularis (human pinworm) is the source of this 354-nucleotide messenger RNA. Lineage: Eukaryota; Metazoa; Nematoda; Chromadorea; Rhabditida; Oxyuridae. The record is from the annotation of a GenBank genome assembly.
AUGACUGCAUCUCAUAAUUCUGUUGCGUCGGAAUUUACUUAUGCACCCAAAAGAACCCUUAAAAUGAAUGAAGAUACGAAAACUCUGAGAGCUCGUUUGUUGUAUCAGAGUAAGAAAAGAGGCAUCCUUGAAAAUGAUAUAUUAAUUGGUGACUUCGCUGAAGAAAACUUGCAGAAACUCAGUCACGACGAGUUGUUGGCGUACGAUCGUUUGAUUAAUGGUGAACAUAUGGAGUGGGAUUUGUAUUACUAUAUGUCUGGAAAGAAGGAGCCGCCAAAAGAAGUUGCCAGCAGCCCUGUUUUCCAAAUGCUGAAAAAGUACGUUGCUGAAAAAGCUAGAUUAGCUUCAAGGUGA